This is a messenger RNA of Trifolium pratense (red clover), 546 nucleotides long. Its product is annotated as protein GET1-like. NCBI's taxonomy places the organism in Eukaryota, Viridiplantae, Streptophyta, Magnoliopsida, Fabales, Fabaceae. Bases 13 to 546 code for a protein of 177 amino acids. The transcript is spliced from 7 exons. The record is from RefSeq and is a predicted model, not a curated record.
GGAGAGUGAAUUAUGGAAGACGGAACAAUCCAAGAACAUCAAAAGUCAUUAGCAGCUCCUUCCAUAUUUUUUAUUGUUGCAGUUUUUCAACUUGCAUACUAUUGUCUAGAUGAUUUGAAUAAGAACAAAUCUGAUAGUGAAAAAGAAAAUGUGUUGCGUGGAGAAAUCAAACGACUUUUAAAUGAGGCAAGCUUGUUGUCACAACCGUCAACAUUUGCACAAGCAUCAAAACUCAAAAGGUUAGCAGCUGCCAUGGAGAAGGAACUUGCAAAGUAUCAAAGUUUACAUAAAAAAUAUCUGGUUUUGUACUUAAAAGCGGUUCUUGUUGGAAAGUAUUUAACUUACGGAAUGCUACUUAUUUGGUUUUGGCGUGUUCCAGUUGCUAGCAUAUCCCAACAGCUUGUACAACCAUUUGGGAGAUUAUUAUCGUGGAAAACUGGGAUAGCUCAAGACAAUAAUGAUAUUGUGGUUGGGAUAAUGGCUUGGUUAAUAAUAUCGGCUCGAGUUUGCAGAUAUGUUCGUCGAGCUUGUAGCAAAAUGUCAUGA